Chrysochloris asiatica (Cape golden mole) is the source of this 264-nucleotide messenger RNA. Its product is annotated as prothymosin alpha-like. Lineage: Eukaryota; Metazoa; Chordata; Mammalia; Afrosoricida; Chrysochloridae. The coding region runs from base 1 to 264 and encodes 87 amino acids. Gene Ontology annotation, molecular function: histone binding. Gene Ontology annotation, biological process: negative regulation of apoptotic process; positive regulation of transcription by RNA polymerase II. The record is from RefSeq and is a predicted model, not a curated record. Gene Ontology annotation, cellular component: nucleus. The transcript has a single exon.
AUGUCAGAAGAGGCUGUGGACACCAGCUCCAAGAUGACCACCAAUGACAAGAAGAAGAAGAAGGUUGUGGAGAAAACAGAAAAUGGAAGAUACGCAUCUGCUACUGGGAAUGUUAAUGAAGAAAAUGGGGAACAGGAGACUGACAAUGAGAUAGAUAAGGAAAAGGACGAAGGUGGGGAAGAGGAAGAGGAAGAAGUUGAUGGUGAGGAAGAAGAUGGAGAUGAAGAUGAGACGGCCGACACAACUACUGCAGAGUAUAGCUGA